This is a messenger RNA of Hemibagrus wyckioides, 5288 nucleotides long. Its product is annotated as delta-type opioid receptor-like. Lineage: Eukaryota; Metazoa; Chordata; Actinopteri; Siluriformes; Bagridae. Bases 120 to 1211 code for a protein of 363 amino acids. The record is from RefSeq and is a predicted model, not a curated record. Gene Ontology annotation, molecular function: neuropeptide binding; dynorphin receptor activity. The transcript is spliced from 4 exons. Gene Ontology annotation, biological process: G protein-coupled opioid receptor signaling pathway; neuropeptide signaling pathway; sensory perception of pain. Gene Ontology annotation, cellular component: membrane; neuron projection.
CCGACAGUGACAAAGUUUCCCUAUUGCGCGCGUAUUACUGCGCGUCAGGAACAGCAGCUCUGCAUCUUACUGCAGUAUUUCCCUUCCAGCGCGUUUACUCUGGCAUCCAGCACGGAGACAUGGACUCGGACCUGGUGGACAUGUUGAGAGAGGAUAAGUGCGUGUCUGAGUGUGAGCUGAACGCGUCUGUGAGCAGCGAGGCAGAUCCGCGCAAUGUGCCGCCUGAGCGCAUGUCGCCUCUGUUGCCGGUUAUAACCGCCGUUUACUUCGUAGUGUUCGUGGUGGGGCUGGCGGGGAACUGCCUCGUUAUGUAUGUCAUUAUCAGAUACACCAAAAUGAAGACGGCAACCAACAUCUACAUUUUCAACCUGGCUUUGGCUGAUGCUUUGGUUACCACCACGAUGCCAUUUCAGAGUGCAGACUACUUGUUAAACUCAUGGCCAUUUGGUGAAAUAGUGUGCAAAGUCUUCAUCUCCAUCGACUACUACAACAUGUUUACGAGCAUUUUCACACUAACCAUGAUGAGCGUGGACCGUUAUGUGGCUGUGUGCCAUCCUGUCAAGGCACUAGAUUUCCGCACACCACUCAUGGCUAAGACCAUCAACGUGGGCAUUUGGGUGUUGUCCUCAGCAGCAGGAAUACCAGCCAUGGUGCUGGGGGGAACACAGACCAAUAAUGGCACCACAGAGUGUGCCCUGCAGUUUCCUGACCCUUACGAAUACUGGGACACUCUAAUGAAGAUCUGUGUGUUCGUCUUUGCUUUUGUUGCUCCCGUCCUCAUCAUUAGCAUCUGCUACUCUCUCAUGCUGCUUCGACUGCGUAGUGUCCGCUUGCUUUCUGGUUCUCGAGAGAAAGACCGCAACCUUCGCCGCAUCACUCGUUUGGUCCUAGUGGUUGUGGCAGCUUUUAUCAUUUGCUGGACCCCUAUUCAUAUCUUCAUUCUUCUGAAAGCUGUAGUGGCUAUUCCUGAGACCACACCACUAAUGGCUGCCUAUUUUCUGUGUGUUGCUCUUGGUUACACCAACAGCAGCCUCAACCCUAUCCUCUACGCUUUUCUAGACGAGAAUUUUAAGAGGUGCUUCAAGGACUUCUGUUUGCCAGCAAGGCGAAAGGGAGAUAGAGGGGUUGGAGGGAGCAGACUAGGGAGGAUUGCAUCUAGGCAGUCUCCCCAGGCUGCAGAGAAUGCCCCAAGGACAGCAAAGCCAGCAUGACUAGCCGUGGAAUUGUCCUUCAUCACACAAUCGGGAAAGGAGGACUCUAACACAAUGGGACUGACGCAGGUCUCUUCUGCACUCUGAUCAUAAUACAGCUUGCAGUUGGUGUGAAUGUUGGUGUGACUAUGUCACUCAAAGAGAAAGAGCUCUGUGACAAGACUUGCUAUAUUACACCCUGAAUAUAGUGUGAUGAUGUGAGAGCCUACUGAAGUCUGCUGAGAAUUCUACAAUCAACUGCCAAUGGCUUUGUUUCGGUGUAAUGGAUGUAUACAUGUAAAUAUGCUUUAGUUCUGCUGACCCUUACAAAGUGCAGCUAACAACAUUUGAUUUAUCUCUGAUAUCUCACAUUCAGAGACCCAAGCAUUCAUAUACUAAUGCAUUAGAUGUAGUGCAGUUUAUUCAUUCGUUCUUUUGUUUAUUUGUUUAUUCAUUCAUUCAUCUUCAUAACCAUUUUAAUCUGGUCUGUUUAACAUGGAUCUGGAGUCUAGCCUUCAUAUAUUAAGAGCAAGGCAGAAAUGCACCCUGAAAGUGAUGCCAGUCCAUACUUAUUUACACCUUGGAGCAAUUUAGUGCAGCAUAGCAUGUUUUUGGGAGGUGGGAGGUAACUGGAGAACCUGGAGGAAACGUACGUAGAGAUGUGGAGAACACAAGCAAUCUAGUGCAGUACAGUUGCCGGAAAAUGAAAUUAUUAGGAUAUCUGCAUUGAUUAAUCAUAAGAUAUUGUUUGGUCACAAUUCUAAAUAAAUACAUUUAAACCAUUACAAAUAAACAACUGUACUUGUUCUUGUCAAUACUGACUAAAUGUUCCCAGCAUUUUUAAAAAAAGACUCUGGGCUAACAAAUGACUUUAAAAGCUAAUUGGCUUCGGGUGUUCUUAGUAAUGAGAUAAGAUUGGAAGCAUGAGUCGUGGAGGUUCUUGAUAAGGCAUUUGUGUGCUGCAGAGACAAAUGAUAAUCAUUUCACAAUAAGACAAGCCGUCUACCAGUAAAGGAAAUUCAGUACUGCUGCUACUCUCCUAAGGAGUAGUCAUCCAGCAGAUUACACCAAGAGCACUGCCGAAGGUGGUGAAAAAUAACCCAGUGGAACUAGCUGUACGGUGUGUAUUGUCUGUGUACACUAUAAAAAAAAUACACAGAAUGAAAAAGGAACAGAUGGAGAAACUCACUGUUCCUUCAGAAAAAUACUUUGCUGGGUAUUUCUAGUUUGCGAAAGAUCCAUCUGGAUGUUUAAUUACAGUGUACAAUGCUUUUUUGUCCUGCAGACAGAUAAAAAACAGCAAAAAAAACACCUUUUAGCUCAUGACCAUGGUGGAGAGUAUGCCAUGGUUUUUGGAUGCUUUGCUGCCUCAGGCCCAAACAAGCCUGCAAUCAUUGUGGGAACAAUAAAUUUCAAAUUGUACCAAGACAUUUUACAAGAGAAUAUUAAAGUAGCAGUCCAUCACCAUAAACUUCAUAAAAUCUGAAUGAUGCAACAAGACAGUGAGCCAAUACCAACAACAGAAUAGUUUGAAAAGAAGAAAAUUCAUGUUUUCUAGCAGCCAAAUCAGUAUAUAGACCUUAAUCCAAACAGGAUGCUGUGGCAUGACCUGAAAUCCCAAAAAUACCGAUGAAAUGAUACAUGUUUAUAUGGAGAAUUUUUUAUGGGUUCAGGCAGAUUAUCUGCCUAAUUUCAGACAGCAUUUUAUGAGUAAUUAAUGCAAGGACCCUGGUUAGUACAUGGGGGUCACAAAAAUGUUUCUUGCAGCUAUAUACAUUGCUCUGCCUUCUAUAUUGGGAACACAUGUACAUGCAAUUAUCCAAUCAGCCUGUUUUGGGGCAGCAGUUCAAUAUCGGUCAAGAGUUGGUGGGCCUGUUUGAGUAUUUCAGAAUAUCCUUGGAUUUUCAUGUUUGACAGUCUAUAACAAACAUCCAGUGAGUAGAAAUUCUGCAGGUGGAAAAGUCUUGUUGAUGAUGGAGGUCAGAGGAGAAUGGUGAGACUGUUUUGAUUUGACAGGAAGACUAUGGUUAUAGCCAAUUUUUACAGCUUGGGUGAAGAUUAAAGUAUCUUAAAAAGCACAGUAUUUUGCAACGUGAAAAGGAUGGGCUGCAGGAAACACUGGCUGGGCCAGGGCAGUUGACCAGGCUGUGCGGUUGACCUGUAUCUGCAGGCAUUUAUGCAUUGUGUUGUUGACAGAUAAUUGGCUGAUUUGUUAAUUACAUGAAUUAGGAGCAGGUGUCCCUAAUAAAUUGCCUGGUAAGUGUUUGUGGUAUAAUAAUGUUUCAGGGAUAAUGUGCUGUAUGUUUUAUCAGUUUGGGCAGCCUGUGCUAGAUGCUUGUUAUCCAUAGACGUUAAUGUCAACUGAUUGGUCUGCUGAUGAAUUUUUCAUGCCAAUUAUUCAUCUUUAAUGUCUUUCUUAAUGCUACUGGUUUGAGUGAUUUUCUUUUGAUCGUACAGAGCUGAUCAUAUAAUCAUACAAAAUAAAUGUGUAAUAAUGUUCCUUUGUUUUUCUUCAUAGCUUGUCAUAUCAGGUACAGACUCUUGUGUACUUUAAAUGGGCCAUAUUCAUGACAACAACAGCAAAGGUUUAUCUUCAGCUGCAAAUGCACAUUUGACAUGUUUUUGUCAGUGUACCAUUUUUCAGGUUAUAAACCUUUCUGUUCUCUCAUCGCUCUGUAUCUCUUUGCUUUGUUUUACAUUUAAUUCAGUUCAUAGCCUUCGUUCUCUUUGACAUCGACAUUCAAAUUGACGUCCAUUAUAUUCUCCAUCCAUCCUUACAUCUUCAACUAUUUUCUACAUCUACACAUUUUGCUCAUCAUGCACAUAUCAUAUAGUGAUGGAACGGAAGAGUCACUACAAAUCAAUACGUGAUUUUGACUGAUCACUUUUGCCAUAUAUGGAACAUUUCUAUCCUGAUAAGAGUUCAGGAAGGCAAUGUCCCCCUCCACAGGGCACAAUGAUUCCCUGAAUAGUGUGACUGAUACGAAAAUAAUGUGACUCAUGUGCUAUAACCUUCAUAGUCACCAGAUCUCAACUCAGUAGAAGGGUUUUGGACCUAAAUACUAGACAGCAUCUCACUAAAUCACAAUCAAAACACCAAUUAAGGGGAGUGUCAUUGGGAUGAAUGAUAGUUAUCCCUGCAGUACUGUUCCAGAGACUUUUCAUCAUCUAUGCCAAGGUGCACUGAAACUGUUCUGAUGGCUUAUGUAAGCUCAACACUUUUUUUCUUUAGUUUUCUAAAUGUUGAACUGCUGUAGUAAUAGACUUUUUUGUUUUCUUUUACAUGAUGGAACAUCUCAGAAAGAUUCCUGCCUCAUUUUUCUGUGCUGUAAUCCUUUCCUCAUCUAUGACUACAGUGUGCAUCUACUCACUUACCACAUGGUUUAGUUACCAUUCCGUAUAACUGCAUAUUCUGUAUAACUCUGUAUUUUUUGGCAUUUUCUUUUUCUUAUUGGGCAGAGGGCUUAACCUUGACAUGCUGGAGAUCUCCAGGUCAAGCAACAAACAUUAUAUUGACACUAAAAUAUCUGUGAAUUUGUACAUAAUCUUUUACAAUAUAAUGUGUGCGUAUUAUACAGUAAUAUGCAUAUAAUGUGCAUUUCUGUCAAUAAUGUGUAUAUACUACAGUUUCACUAUCAUCAAUGUGUCUGAUGUAUGUAAUGGUGUACUGUUUUUGUGUAUUUAUACCAGUGAAUUCACCUGAACCUCUCCUGAGCAGAAAUACUCUCAGCAAUUUAUCUCACAUUAAUACGCUAUAUAUUGUAUUAUCAUUUUUGUGAAACGACUUCUUGGUGCAUUGUGUGCAUGUCUGCUGCUGUAAGGUUGUCAUCAGGCUGUAAACAAGGCACAGUCAUACAAAGACUAACACAUGUCUGUGAAAUUCACAUGUACAUACAUAGCUGUUUGCCAUAGUCCUGUUAUAUAUGUUCGUAAUUAAGUACAAUUAAUGCAUUUGUAAAUAGACUGAAUAAAUAGAGCACCGAAAACAUUAAACAUGAACAUGGCCCUGGGACUGUGACUAGCCACACAAACCUUUACUGAAGUUAUCUCUAUGUGUUUGCAUGGUAUCUUCUCUAAGCCUUAAUAAAAAAAAAACGG